AUGGCUUCUCAGGGCCUCCAGAUCAUGGGUGUGCUGCUGGCCUUCAUCGGCUGGCUGGGCUCCAUCAUCACCUGCGCUAUGCCCAUGUGGAGAGUCACCGCUUUCGUCGGGGCGAACAUCGUCACAGCCCAGGUGAUCUGGGAGGGCCUGUGGAUGACCUGCGUGGUCCAGAGCACGGGCCAGAUGCAGUGCAAGGUCUACGACUCAAUGCUGGCCCUGCCUCAGGACCUGCAGGCCGCCAGAGCGAUGGUGAUCAUCUCCGUCAUCGUCGGGGUGUUUGGCGUCCUCAUGGCCGUGGUUGGAGGGAAGUGCACCAACUGCAUGGGGGACGAAGUGGCCAAAGCCAAAGCGUGCAUCGUGUCCGGGGUGAUCUUCAUCAUCGCCGCCUUGCUGAUCCUGAUCCCGGUGUCGUGGUCAGCUCACGCAGUCAUCAGGGACUUUUACAACCCCAUGGUGAUCGCGGCUCAGAGGAGGGAGCUCGGGGCUGCGCUCUACAUCGGCUGGGGCUCCGCUGGGCUGCUGCUGCUGGGAGGAGGCCUGCUCUGCAACAACUGCCCCCCGAAAGACAGCAGACCUUACACACCGGCCAAGUUCGCACCUGCAAGAACCGCAACCUCAAACGUGGACUAUGUGUGAAUGUGGGUAAUGCAGUACAAGAUAACGUUGUUAAAGUUGCAUAAGAAAGUCUGUUUAUUAAAAAAAUGUUGCAAAAAAAGUAAGAAUUCUGUGUAUUUGGUUGACUGGGAACAAAACAAGACUUCUUUUAAACUCAGUAAACAAUGUGGAGAAUCUUUAAUGAACAUUUAAACUUAUUUUUAGGCUUACUGUCAGGACUAAUGUGAGAACUGAAUACAUAAUGUCUUCAUUACAUUUUAAAAGGUGUAAGAAACUUUUUAAUUCAAAUUCUUUUUUUUUUUUUUUGAAAGUUUGGAUCAUAAUGAGGACAUUCUUGUGGAUAAAUCUCACAGGAAACGUGCAUGUUGACCACAUGAAGACAUAUUCACAGAGCAUCCUCUGUCUGCUGGACAAAAUAAACCUGAUCUUGCAUCAGAAAACUGCAACAACCACAGAGCUUAUUGAACAAUGGCGUCAGGUGUCAGGAGGAAGAAAACACUGAAAUUGUCCCAGAGAAGCCUAAAAAACUGUUGAUUUGAGUUCCAAAAAAAGAUCAAAUCUGGUCAGAUUUCAUCCAAAUAUUUGUUUUAAACAAACUUCCUGCUGUUAAUACAUUUUCUACUGUGGUUAAUUGUACACUGGGAGUUUCAGUUUACUUAAAAAAAUCUGGAAACUGAUCACAGUAGGAUUACAAGGUAAAGCAGACUAUUAAAUUUAAGUUGUGAGAACUUAACCUAAAAUUGUUCACACACAAUUUUACAGUUUGCGGUUGUUCUCAGUUGUUUCUGUUUUUCUCUGCUGUAAUCGUUAUGAAUUGAAUAUAACGUGAAGAAUCCAUAAAAUAUGUCUCUUUGUCCGUUUAUUCAGUGAUAGAACGAGGUUGUGAAUCAGGUAGAGAUCUUUGCUCAGAUGAAGCAAUUUAGAUGAAUGCAGAUUAUUCAGAAUCAACUGUGUUUGCUUUUUAAAUUCACCUCUCUGAAGAUAUAAUGAUCACUGCUGGGCUUCUUCCUCCCCUCUCAUGUUCACUGUGCACCUGCAGAAACAGAAGUGAUACUGAACUCGUGAU
Molecule: messenger RNA, 1681 nt
Organism: Acanthopagrus latus (yellowfin seabream)
Lineage: Eukaryota; Metazoa; Chordata; Actinopteri; Spariformes; Sparidae
Product: claudin-4
Exons: 1
Coding region: 1-636 (211 amino acids)
Biological process (GO): cell adhesion; bicellular tight junction assembly
Cellular component (GO): bicellular tight junction; plasma membrane
Molecular function (GO): structural molecule activity
Source: RefSeq, a predicted model, not a curated record